Molecule: messenger RNA, 847 nt
Organism: Ilex paraguariensis (yerba mate)
Lineage: Eukaryota; Viridiplantae; Streptophyta; Magnoliopsida; Aquifoliales; Aquifoliaceae
Source: the annotation of a GenBank genome assembly
CGAAUCCACUAUAGUUCACAGUAAAAUAACACCGCCUCUUUGUCGUUGCCACCCCUCUCUCUCUCCGCCUCUCUCUGCCUCUCUCUGCGAAGUCAAUUUUCUGCGACAUCGAUAAUGGCUGGAAGAGGCAAAACACUAGGCUCUGGAGCUUCAAAGAAAGCCCAAUCUCGUAGCAGCAAGGCCGGCCUUCAGUUCCCCGUCGGCCGUAUUGCCCGUUUCCUCAAAGCCGGCAAGUAUGCCGAACGUGUCGGCGCUGGAGCUCCAGUCUAUCUGGCCGCCGUCCUUGAAUACCUCGCUGCCGAAGUUCUUGAAUUGGCUGGGAAUGCUGCGAGGGACAACAAGAAAACUAGGAUUGUGCCCAGACAUAUUCAAUUGGCUGUGAGAAACGAUGAAGAACUGAGUAAGCUUCUCGGAGAUGUCACAAUUGCGAAUGGUGGUGUGAUGCCGAACAUUCACAACCUUUUGCUGCCGAAGAAAGCUGGCGGUUCAUCAAAACCUUCUGCCGAUGAGGAUUAGAUGAACAGAGCAGAGUUCAUUGUAUCGCUUGGAUUUAGUGCCUUUGUAUUAGUUUUGUUUUUAGUGUUCUAAUUAGGUGUUGGUGAGUCUGUACUAGUUGUUGUAUUCGCUGUAGUUUUUAGAUUUUCUUUGGUACUGUGAAUAUAAAACAAUCAAUCAUCCAUCUGUUUCACACCAAUGCUGAGAUCUACAUUCUUAAUAGAUGGAAUUAAUGAAACUUUUCUAUGUGCUGCCUUCUGUUACUCGUUCAUGUUUGAAUUCUUCACUUGCUUCAUUCAAUUUUAGGUGUAUGGAGGUGGUUGUGGUUUGUUUGUUAAGUUGUUGUGCGGGA